This is a messenger RNA of Planococcus citri (citrus mealybug), 1514 nucleotides long. RefSeq lists its product as uncharacterized. Bases 97 to 1302 code for a protein of 401 amino acids. The record is from RefSeq and is a predicted model, not a curated record. The transcript has 4 exons. Lineage: Eukaryota; Metazoa; Arthropoda; Insecta; Hemiptera; Pseudococcidae.
UGCACGAUCAAAUUCAAAGCUACUUUGUAUUCAGUAACCGUACCUAAUGAUGUAGGUACGAUUAGGUAACUCAUUCUAUGCAAAACUUGAUCCAAAAUGUCAUAUUUUUACACCACCGUGAAGAUUUCAGUUUUCAUCUGGCUCCAACUGACAGGCAUUUUUUCAACGCAGCAAAUACAUAUGGAAAACGAUAUUACAACACAUUUGAACGCGUGGGUUUCGACAAUAUUUGCCAUAGACGGCAUAAACGCCUUAGAUAUAAUUUGCGAUGAACUAAAAGGCUACAAUUUUAAAGUAUUCGGGAAAUACUUUUUGACUAUUUAUAUAAUGGUUAGCCAAACGCCCACACGAAAUACAGCUUUGCAAAUGGUUUGGAAUUUCAAAGAAAACAAUACCAUUGCAUUUUUUGAAAAACUUGACUUGGUGAUUUGGAGGUUACCAAUGGGCGGCCCCGCGAGAAAAUCAGAUGCUGAAAUAUAUCCCACGUAUAAUAAUUUCACAAUAAGUGCCGACGUUGGGCCGUACACAGAAGACGAUUUAAAAAUCAACUGCAAUAUCACAUACAGUAGUAUGGACAACUGGAGCGAUAUUCCAUGGAACCGCAUAGGUUUACCAGUUGAAGAUGGAGAGGGAGAUCGACUAGAAGAAGAAAUCAGAAGAGAUUUGCCAACGAUUUUACAAGAAGGGUUAAACUAUAAUGAAAAUUUCACUAAUAAACUUUAUCAAGUUUUCCAAGAAGCGUACGAGAAGCCCAGAAAAGAAAUCAUAUCAACGUAUCCGGAUUUCUCGGGCAACUCGCAAAAGUAUUACUACCACAUACCGCAAAUCCCUUUAUUCUGCUUCACUUUAAAACGUAUCGUUAUCAGUGGUCUGACGAAUUUCGAAUCGUAUGGAGUUGUUCGUGACACAUAUGGAAAUUUCACUUUCACACACAGCUUGCUCAUAAGAAACGUUCAAGGGACAAUGAUUUUGGAUUAUGGAUUUGAAAAUGAACCAAAUUUAGACCUGCAUUUCCAAAUCGAUCGCUUUAUUUUAUCGAAAAACGAAAAAAUUGAUUGCAUUCGUGGGCAGGCUGAAUAUUACAAAGUAACCAGAACAAAAGCAAACGUCGUGUUGAGCGAUCGUCACUCGGAGGUGAUUAUGAAUAGACUGGGAUCAGCUUUGGCUUCUGCAUUAUUAUCAUCGGAUAAAGCUUGGAAGACAUGUGAUAUUGAACGUGAAAUUGGCCAAAUUGAAAUUACAACUGCAUCUGACUGGGGAACGAUUAAAAAAAUGUACAGCGAUUGGGUUCCAUUUAGUUAAUCAAGUUGAUGAUGAACUUUGAAAUAAUCGGAUUCGAGGUUGAGAAUUUUCUACACAUUCGUUGAAAGAAAUUUAUUUAGGUAGGUACCUACUUACUAUUUUUUGUUAGUAUUAUUUUGUAUUAUUUUACAUAGCUUAUUUGCGUAUUUAUUAUUUCUCUCCCAUUUUUUUAAUAAGUUAAUUAUCAUUUACGAAAUAAAUUUAGUCUGAAG